AUGCCUACUCGCCUUUUUGGCAUCAAAGAUUCUCCAGCCAAUGCAUGCUACCCAAAAAUGAUUGGAGGCUUUCUCGACCUUGGACCCAACCAUUGCCUCGACGAUUGUGAACGGGUUGACGAAAAAGAGUUCCCAGCAGCCACGGUAGUUCGUCGUGUCUUGGAAAUAGCGACGAAAAAACGCGAAGGGCAACUUGAUCGUUGGUUCUGCAAUCACAAGAUUGGUCGCCACAAGGCAAAGCCAUCGUCGCUCAAGCUCAAGCUCAGCCAGGGGCGUUUACCAUGGGCUAUACAUGUAUACUCUCGCAAAUAUUAUAACAAGAGAGUUAUGCCCCACACCAUUGUCGAGGCGAAGAAACGCGGGCUCCCACCGAAUGACUUGCGACUGAUCCAGGAAAUGACAGCCCGGAUUUGGAAGAAGGAGACAGACGAGAUAAAAGAGGAGAUCGCUGAAGAUGUCGAGAAGGAGAAAGAAUCAGUUGUAGCCUGGAGGAAUGAUACCUUGGAUGCACCAAAAUUAAUGGAUGAAGAAAAAACAGCAAUCAUCAACUCUCUUCCAUCUGAGUUUAAGAGCAUAUUCGAGCAGUUGCAUAAGUGGAUUGGUUGGGGCGUUGUGAUCAUUGCAGGAGGAGAAGACCCUCGAACAGGAAAAGUUAGGACUACCGGAUAUAAUUUCGGAUGUGAAUUGCCUGAUGGAAAGGAUUUCAUGAAGUAUUUCAAUGAAGCAGCCGCAUCUGGAUACAUUCCUGGGACCACACCAGGCGAGCGGCAGAAUUUUGCUGAAUAUUAUGGUGUACCGUUCAUGUAUCAUAUGAAGAAUGUCGUCCGGAAUAAGGCUAGUACGGUUACUCAGGAAGAGAUAACCGCCAUGAUCGACAGUCUAGACCCGGAAAGCGAUGCCGAGAUGGCUGGUGUUUCUACUCCAAUCCUCUCAUCAUCGGCUAAUACCGUCUCAUCUCAGUCGGAUAUUGCGGAUAACAUGGAUACCACUCCUGAUCCCGAACCUGCUCCCAUCUCCCCAUCCUUGACAUCGCCAUCAGUUUCAGCUCCCGUAACCCAGGAACACAAUUCCUUACAGUCAGUAUUGGCACUAUCGACAGCUCUCCCUGCUGCUCAACAUGUAUCUUCGCUGGAUUCUUCGACUCCUUUUCCACAAACGAGUUUCAAUGUCAGCACAAACAUCUCUGGAGGUGCUGACGAGCCUCCAUCAUUUUCUGGAGGGAUGAUGUACGAUGACGCGUCUUACCAGAAUAUAUUUUCAUGGUCGAAUCCUGUUCCAACUGGCUCCGCAGAUGAUGUUGUUAUGGCUGAACCUGAUCUCUCGUCAGCGAUUUCUGGUCUUCCCGGCCUCUACGGCAUAUCCAUAGAUCUGCCUCCAUCGGAUUCAAGUUUCAGUGCCACAUUCGAUAUGAAGUCAUGGCUGGAAGCAUUGUUACCUGAGCAGAACCCCAGCCUCAGAAAGCAUUUCUUGGGACGUUUCUAA
Desarmillaria tabescens is the source of this 1482-nucleotide messenger RNA. RefSeq lists its product as uncharacterized. Lineage: Eukaryota; Fungi; Basidiomycota; Agaricomycetes; Agaricales; Physalacriaceae. The transcript is spliced from 5 exons. The record is from RefSeq and is a predicted model, not a curated record. Bases 1 to 1482 code for a protein of 493 amino acids.